Molecule: messenger RNA, 1849 nt
Organism: Cottoperca gobio
Lineage: Eukaryota; Metazoa; Chordata; Actinopteri; Perciformes; Bovichtidae
Gene: kng1
Product: kininogen 1
Exons: 10
Coding region: 8-1357 (449 amino acids)
Biological process (GO): negative regulation of blood coagulation; positive regulation of cytosolic calcium ion concentration; negative regulation of endopeptidase activity
Cellular component (GO): blood microparticle; extracellular region
Molecular function (GO): cysteine-type endopeptidase inhibitor activity
Source: RefSeq, a predicted model, not a curated record
ACUCUGUAUGACUGAUGAUCCUUCUGUACAGAAUAAAUACUUAAAAGACAACUUAACUUCUCAAGAAUCGUCAUUUCAGUAUUAUAGACUUUACUGUGUGUCAUCAUCUUUCUCAGGAUUCCCACCCACAGUUUCAGGAGAACUUCACUCAGUCGUGUUUCCCUUUAAGCCCGGCAGGAUCGACAGCAGGCCUCCACCUUCACAAACUCAGAGCAGAAACAUCCAUCAGGAUCCGACGAUGAGCAGCGGAGUGCGGCUGUGUGUGCUGGGCCUGCUGUGCCUCCACAGUGCAGUUUUUGGGAAGCUGUUGGACGUCCCCCCCGGCGUCCUGAUCUUCUGUGACGACCCGUCUGUGGAGAAGGCCGUAAACAGCUCUGUGAACAAGUUCAACGAGAGGCUGCACACCGGAAACAAGCUGGCCCUCUUUCAGAUACUGACAGCCAGCAAGUCAGAGAAUGGCUCAGACUCGGUGUACUCGCUGCAGUUCACAGCCAGGAGGAGUAACUGUCCAGCUAGCAGCAACAAACCCUGGAAUGAAUGCGACUAUGUGCCUAACAGACGCCAGGAGCCGAUUUCAUGCAAUUCCAUCGUCUACAUGACAGAGACGGAAGCAGACACUAGACAGGUGGAUUGCGUGCCCGACGAUUACGUACUUCCUAAGAAAGCUCACUGUUUGGGCUGCCCCAUGUCGAUCGAUGAGAACUCAGAGGACCUCAGGGUUCCUCUUAUGCUCUCCAUCUCCAAGUAUAACGCCAUGUCCGACUCUACUCACCUGUUCAACCUGCACACUGUGGGCCCCUCCACCAGACAGGUUGUCGCAGGUUUCAGGUUCAAGCUGAGGUUUGACAUGAGCAAGACCAUCUGCGCCAAGAGCGAACACAAAGACCUCAACGAUGUGUGUGUCCCCGACGAUGAGAACGUGGAGUUCGCUAACUGUAACUCUACAGUGGAUAUCGCACCAUGGAGAUUUGAGGUCCCACAGGCCACUAUAGAGUGUGAACCGGGCUUAAUGUCCACGAUAUUAACCAGGCGCCGUCCUCCCGGCUGGUCUCCUCUCAGAAACAUUCUGUUCGAUGAUCCCUCCACCACCUCAUCUCCAACCACAACCACACCCCCCUCCAUCAAGGCUUCAGCCAAAGAAGAGUCUUCUGAGGAGGACACCACAGCAUCCAAACUAUCCCCCUCCCCUGAUGUGGCCACAGAAGCUGUGAAUGACAGCCCCUUCCACUGCCCGUCCAAGCCCUGGAAACCUUUCAACCCAGUCCAACCUGCAGCUCCGACGAAGGCCGCCACAGAGGAGGCCACCGGACAGCCCACCGCAGACGGAGCCUUUAGUGAUAAAGACCUGGAGGCAUAAAUGUAUCCUCAAUGGAUCCACAUUUAUAUUCAAAAUGAUCUCACUUUUCACUCUCUCCCAACUAUUUUAGUGUAUUUCAUAGACUAGUCCUCUAUCAUACUGAGUUGCAUUGCAGGGUUGUUGUUUUUUUGGAAGGAACAUCUUCAAGGGUGUGAUUUUAAAUGCAAAAGAUUUAUGAUGUGAGAAAACAGAAGAAAAUAAACUGUAUUGGAUAUCUGCAAGAAAAUAAAAGUUUGUUCUGUGCGCUGGUUUUAUACGUGAAUAUAAAUGCAGUUAAUCAAUAAUGUGUUUCUUUCCUGUACUCACUAACUUCCACAUGGAUAAGUUCCGCCAUGUUUUAUAACAAGACAGAGGUCACAGGGUGCGUUUGCCCCCGAAACGGUGUCCCUAAUAACAAAGUCAUAGCACUUUCAUUAGCCCCGUCUGAUCUUGUAAUGUUGUUAAUGCUGUUGUUCUUUAAAAAAGGAAUAAACAAUCAGAUUCAGUCCUUCA